AGAGCUACUUCACUCAUCUAAGAACAAAACUCAUGUUAGAUUUAACAUACAAUUAAUUAUCGCAAUUAAAUGUUCCCUAAUAAAGAAAAUGUCGCCAUUAAAUGAGAAUUAAUAAUUGAUUAAUCAAACCUUCUCAUUUAUUGAAAUCCCCACAGUUUUCCCCUUCGUCACUUCCACUCUCUCUCUCUCUCUCUCACACACACACACACAGCUCCAAUCACUCAUUUUCACACUGUGAAUUAAAGAACGACCCAAUACGAGUAGGGUUUUGAAGAAUAAAGCUGAUUCACCUCCACUGCGUGUUUCGUGCUUGUCACUAUGAGAAAGUGUGGAGCAAGAUGAAAUGGGCGUGGCUAACAAGGCCUGGAGGUGCGGCGGCGGCGUUCUGGUGAAUAAUCUGGCGGCUGAGAUUUUGCAGCAGCAGAAACAGAAGCAGAAGCUGCAGCAGUUGCCGCGGAAUCAUCAUUAUUGGACCUAUCUGCCCCUGAGGCGGCGGCAGGCGGUGCCAUGGACGGUCGUGUGCGGGCUGUUGCUCUUCGCCGUCGGUCUCAUCUCUCUCUUCACGGGCCACGUCGCGUCUGAUCUGGAGUGGUACUCCAAUCGCUUCGUCAAACGGACUUGGUACUACAAGAGGGAUAGAAGUUAUCAGGUUCCAGUUGAUAUAUGGAAAUCCAAGUUUUCAAACUUUUAUUAUGGUUGCAGUGAAAGAGGCCCCCGUUUUGCACCUCCUGUACGCGAACGGUUUUCAAAUGGAUACUUACUUAUUGCAACUAGUGGGGGUCUGAACCAACAAAGAACAGGAAUAACUGAUGCUGUAGUUGUUGCAAAGAUUUUAAACGCUACUUUGGUUGUGCCAGAGUUGGAUCAUCAUUCGUUCUGGAAGGAUGAAAGUGAUUUUGCCAACAUUUUUGAUGUUGAUUGGUUCAUCUCUUUCCUUGCGAAGGAUGUACCUAUUGUGAAAAGAGUUCCGGAAAAGGUGAUGAGGUCAAUGGAUAAACCACCGUAUACCAUGCGCGUUCCUCGAAAAUCAGAACCUGACUACUAUCUGGAGCAAGUAUUGCCUAUUCUAUUGAGGAGACGUGUUCUUCAGUUGACAAAGUUCGAUUACAGGCUUUCUAACGACCUUGAUGAAGAGCUACAGAAAUUACGUUGCCGGGUUAACUAUCAUGCAUUAAGAUUUACUAAACCUUUAAGGAAUUUAGGCCAGAAGGUUGUCACACGCAUGCGGAAAAUGACGAAACGUUUUAUAGCUGUUCACUUGAGGUUUGAACCUGAUAUGCUUGCAUUUUCUGGGUGUUACUAUGGUGGAGGUGAUAAAGAAAGAUACGAACUGAGUGAGAUAAGAAAGCGAUGGGAGACGUUACCUGAAUUAAGCCCAGAUGAAGAGCGAACACGAGGGAAGUGCCCUUUGACCCCUCAUGAGGUGGGAUUAUUGCUGCGGGGCCUUGACUUUGAUAAUAACACUUAUCUAUAUGUUGCAUCUGGAGAAAUAUAUGGUGGAGAAGAAACUUUGAGGCCGCUUAAAGAACUGUUUCCAAAUUUCUAUACAAAGGAGAUGCUGGCCAGUGAAGAGUUGAAAACACUUCUUCCAUUUUCUUCUCGAUUGGCUGCCAUUGACUACACUGUCUGUGAUGAAAGUGAUGUCUUUGUCACCAAUAACAAUGGGAAUAUGGCAAAAAUCCUAGCUGGUCGAAGGAGGUACAUGGGUCACAAGAGAACAAUCAGACCUAAUGCCAAAAGGCUUAGCGCUCUCUUUGCUGCACGAGACAAAAUGGACUGGAGUUCUUUCUCAAGAAAAGUGAAACUAUGCCAAAGGGGAUUUAUGGGAGAACCCGAAGAGAUGAGACCCGGAAGAGGAGAGUUUCAUGAAUUCCCAUCUACUUGCAUCUGCCAGAAACCAUCCAAAUAUCUUGCUGCAAUGAAAGAUGGAACUAGUUUUCUCAAUGUUUCCACAGAUGAUGCUGCAGAUGAUAACAACAUCGGCAGAAGACGUGAAACUGUGCAGCAGCAGAAAUAACACCAUUUUUCUGUCUAAGCAGAGCUUGUUCAUCGACAUUUUUCUGACCCCCCAACUUGAUCGUCACCGGUGUCAUGCAACCUGUGCCCGGUGCUGCAAGGCAGAAACAACAUUGAUGCUGCAACCUAUGUAAGAAUCAGUAAACACUGUUGGGAUUCAUGUAAAGCUCACCUGUAGCAUGUGACCUUCAACUAAUUGUCCAUAUAUAUUUAUAUAUAUCUAUAUAUAGGCUGUGCUCUCUUUUUUUUUCAA
This is a messenger RNA of Salvia miltiorrhiza (redroot sage), 2269 nucleotides long. Its product is annotated as O-fucosyltransferase 29. The transcript is spliced from 9 exons. NCBI's taxonomy places the organism in Eukaryota, Viridiplantae, Streptophyta, Magnoliopsida, Lamiales, Lamiaceae. The record is from RefSeq and is a predicted model, not a curated record. The coding region runs from base 344 to 2017 and encodes 557 amino acids.